Xyrauchen texanus (razorback sucker) is the source of this 520-nucleotide messenger RNA. RefSeq names its product 40S ribosomal protein S25. Gene Ontology annotation, molecular function: structural constituent of ribosome. The coding region runs from base 69 to 443 and encodes 124 amino acids. The record is from RefSeq and is a predicted model, not a curated record. Gene Ontology annotation, cellular component: cytosolic small ribosomal subunit. Lineage: Eukaryota; Metazoa; Chordata; Actinopteri; Cypriniformes; Catostomidae. The transcript has 5 exons.
GCACGGGGACAAAGCGGACGUGCGCGUGCGCCUCUUUCUUUCUCUUCCGCUGCUCGCAACGCCUCAGCAUGCCGCCCAAGGAUAGCAAGCAGAAGAAGGAUACGGGCAAGUCCAAAAAGGACAAGGAUCCCGUCAACAAAUCCGGAGGCAAGGCGAAGAAGAAGAAGUGGUCCAAAGGAAAGGUGAGGGACAAGCUCAACAACCUCGUCCUCUUCGAUAAGGCCACUUAUGACAAACUGUACAAAGAAGUUCCCAACUACAAGCUUAUCACACCCGCUGUGGUAUCUGAGAGGCUGAAGAUUAGGGGCUCGCUGGCCAGGGCUGCCCUUCAGGAGCUGCUUGGCAAAGGGCUGAUCAAGCUGGUGUCCAAGCACAGAGCUCAGAUCAUCUACACCAGAAACACCAAGGGCACAGAUGAGGCAGCUCCAGAGAAAGAGGCAUAACGUGGUGAUUAUCAACAUAAAUUGCACCCUGGCUUGAGUAAUGGUCUUUUGUAUAGGUAAAUAAACAAAUAAAAGUA